UGAAAGUUUAGUAUUUAUAAUGCUAGGUUCAUUUUAUGAAUAAAGACGUAGGAUUAAUUUUUUUAUUACAACAAGGAUAUGUUGUAAUGACACGUGCAAUAUGAAAUUUAAGCAAAAUGUUUAUCUGUGUUCUAAUGAGGGUAAUUCACUUGCACCAAGUUUCGUAGUAUUUGUUGAUUAAAUCAGCUACGAUUUAAUUAGUGAUACGCCAAUGUCUGUCACAUAUUCAGUAGAACAUUAAAUUAUCAUCAAAUUUAUUUUCAUUGAGAAUGUUGGAAUACUGGAUGGCAAAUAACGAUACUGAAACAAAUAGUAGCCUAUCUAAAAUUGAAGAGGUCUUGGAAAAUCCAGAGUCAGCAAUUUUAUUUGGUGGUUAUCCUCCAUGGCUGCUUCAUUUUGCUGCUGGAUGCUGUGUUCUUUUUAUGCUGAUCGGCAUACCUGGCAAUCUCAUCACUGUCGUCGCCCUUUUUCGUACUAAGAAGUUAAGAAAUGCAACUGCAGUUUUCAUAAUGAACUUGUCAAUAUCAGACCUCAUGUUCUGUUGCUUCAAUCUGCCUCUGGCAACUUCCACAUUCUGGUAUGGCUCCUGGGUGCACGGACCACUUCUCUGUCGACUCUUUCCACUAUUGAGGUAUGGUCUUGUUGCUGUGAGUCUCUUUACAGUCCUUGCUAUCACCAUCAAUCGUUAUGUAAUGAUUGGUCAUCCACGAUUAUAUCCCAAGUUGUAUGAGCCGAGAUACUUAGUAUUAAUGGUGAUAGCAACUUGGAUAUUUGGAUUCGGCGCCCUGGUGGCGACCUGGUUUGAACAUUGGGGCCGUUUCGGCUUGGAUCCGGUCAUAGGAUCAUGUUCAAUACUCCGAGAUGUUAAUGGUCGUUCACCGAAAGAAUUUUUAUUUAUUCUUGCAUUUCUUGCACCUUGUAUUGCCAUUGUUGUUUGUUAUGCUAGGAUCUUUUAUAUAGUACGAAAAACUGCUAAAAAGAGUCGAAGACGUGAUAAAGUUACAACCGAUCUUGUCAAAGCCACUAUUGAGGUAAAGUACACUAAAAAUUUUGAAGAUUCUGCUUUGGGCUCAAGUUGUGGUGCAACGACUACUGAGAAUGGUGGGUCUCCAGUCAGAAGUGAUCGGAUUCCAUGUACUCAAAUAAAUAUGCCGUUUUUUCUGAUUACUGAUGCAAGAAAUGAUUUAGAAAAAGCAUUGAAUCUAUCAAAAAAUGUUCAUCAGGAUGAAUCAUUAAAAGUAAAUGAUAAUGAUGAAAAAAAAGAAGAAGUACCUAGACUUGAUACAUUGUGCUCACAUUCUCAUUCAAAUAAGAGUGAAAAUGAUAAAAUAAAAGUGUUAGAAAUAACUGACAUUGACGAUAAGAUUAGUGUUGAUGCUAGUCAGAAUAUUAAUAGAAAUAGAAAAAUUUAUUCAGUGACAAUUCCAAAUUUAAAAUUCCCAGAAGUAAAUUCAUCUCAAGGAAAAGCAAAAGAAAAAGCUCUUCAUUUUGAAAACAAUGAUCAGUGUCUUCAAGUUCCAAAAGGAUUUUUAAAAAACUUGGGACAAUGCUCGACUCGUUUACUCACUCCACCUUCACCAAAGUAUGAGACUUCGGAAAUGUCUGAAGAAUUUCCAAGUUCACGUUCGGAAUCUCCAUCAGAACGUCGAAUUAAGAAGAACAGUAUUUUUAGGCGUGAAUCACGAUUCAGAAGUAUAAGAAAUCGUGCUUUAGAGUCAGGUAAAAUGUCUGCUAAAGAUAAAAAAUUAUUAAAAAUGAUACUUGUUAUAUUUUUAUCAUUUCUGAUUUGCUAUCUUCCUAUUACAAUCACUAAAAUAUUUAAAGACAUAAUAGACUGGCGAGGUUUAAAUAUUGCUGGAUAUAUAUUGAUUUAUCUUACAACUUGUAUUAAUCCAGUCAUUUACGUUGUAAUGAGUUCUGAAUAUCGUAGUGCAUACAAAAAUGUUCUCCUCUGUAGAAGUGAAAUGAAUUUUUUAGAUAAAAAAAGUAGAGGAAAAUAAUUAUUUUUUUAUUUAUAUAUUUUUUUCAAUAAGAAGACUGAA
Molecule: messenger RNA, 2042 nt
Organism: Chelonus insularis
Lineage: Eukaryota; Metazoa; Arthropoda; Insecta; Hymenoptera; Braconidae
Product: G-protein coupled receptor moody
Exons: 6
Coding region: 270-2000 (576 amino acids)
Biological process (GO): G protein-coupled receptor signaling pathway
Cellular component (GO): membrane
Molecular function (GO): G protein-coupled receptor activity
Source: RefSeq, a predicted model, not a curated record